AUGGCUGAUCAACCGACCAACGACGCCGUCGUUGACGCCUCACCUGCUGCCCAGGAAGUCGCUGCAGAGUCAGCCCCCGUCGAUUCUGCUCCGGUUCAACCAGAACAGUCGCAUCCUGAGACAGCUCCCGAAGGAGCUGCCGCAAAUGAAGCCGCGCCAGCCGAAGCUGAAGUUCAGCCAGUUGCUGACGCUGCUCCAGCUCAGGAGCCCUCCAACGUAGAAACAUCCGAAUUUGCUCCGCAAGCUGAAUCUGCUCCAGCCGAAGCUGUUCAAUCUGAAGCCGCUCCAGCCGAAUCCGCACCUGCUACAUCUGAAGAAGCUCAUCCCGAGUCAGCUCCUGAAGGCACCGCUGCCAACGAAGGAGCUCCAGCUGAGGCCGAAGUUGCUCCAGUCGCCGAAGCCGCCCAUGUCGAAGAGCCAUCAAACGUCGAGACCGCACCAGUCGCUCCAGAAGCCGAGUCAGCCCCAGCUGCUGUCGAGGAGCCAGUUCAGGCCGUGCACAUUGGCGAAAGUGAAGCUGCUCCAAAUCAAGAAGCUGCUCAAGAAGCCGCUCCAGAAGCUUCACCUGAGGCCAAAGAUCAAGAAGCCGCUCCAAGUCAAGGAGAAUCUCAGGAAGCCGCCCCAGAAACCGCUGCUGCUCAGGAAGCUGCUCCAGAAGCCGCAUCCGAACCUACGGCUGAACCUCAUCCCGAAAGCGCCCCAGAAGGUGCGGCCGCGACAGAGGCUGUUCCAUCCGAAGCUUCUGCGCCCUCUCUCGAUGCUUCCUCUGAACCAGAAGUAUCUAACGUCGAAACCAACGCCGUCGCUCCAGAAGCCGAUUCCGCCCAAGUUGAUGCUCCUCCAGCUGCUGAAGGUCAGUUAUUGUUUAAUUAUUCGAUUCACUUUUUAUAUGGGUUUUUUCUGCAUACGUGAUCAAUUUGUAUCAAAAAAAGAACACUUAUCUUUUAAAAAAAAUAACUUUUAGAUUUUCGUUUAGUCGCAUUUUUUUGCCACGACGAUGUUGCUGUUAUGAAAAUCUGAAUAUUCGGCUUCAGUUCUCAAAUAGGCAUGAACUCAUACUUGCAAAGCAAAAAAACCAUUUUUUUCCCCUUUUAUUGUUAAACCAGUUUCUUGAAUGAAACAGCUUUUUAUUAACAAGUUUUUCUCAUUUUAUAGUUUAAGCUAAUAUGAAAAACACUAUUUAAUAUAUUGAGACUUCAAAAUAAAUACUUUAGCUUUUUGUAAUCGCGUUCGGAUAGAUGUAGAAUUAUAGCAAAGAGAAAAAAUAUCUCUUUUAAAACUUUCAAACUUGAUUUCAGGCGAGACAGCUCCAGCUGCUGAAGCUGCGCCAGAAUCUUCUCCAGCCGUCGCUGAAGGUUUUAUUUGUUAAUUUUUCAACAAACUUCAUAUGAAAUCUAGGCGAGUCUGCCCCCGCUGAGUCAACUGCUGUUGAAGAGCCAGUUCAUGUCGUAGAAGUUAGUUCGACAGAGGCCCCUUCAGAAACUGCGACUGAGACUCCUGCCGCAGCAGAAUCAGCUCAAGAUACCUCUUCUGAAGCUCCAGCAUCUGAAGAAGCUGCACCAGCUCAAGAAUCCGCUCCAGAAGCCUCCUCCGAAGCUCCUUCCACUGAGGAAGCUGCACCAGCUCAAGAAUCCGCUCCAGAUGCAUCCUCUGAAGCUCCUCCCACCGAGGAAGCUGCACCAGCUCAAGAAUCCGCUCCAGAAGCCUCCUCCGAAGCUCCUUCCACUGAGGAAGCUGCACCAGCUCAAGAAUCCGCUCCAGAAGCAUCCUCUGAAGCUCCUCCCACCGAGGAAGCUGCACCAGCUCAAGAAUCCGCUCCAGAAGCCUCCUCUGAAGCUCCUUCCACCGAGGAAGCUGCACCAGCUCAAGAAUCCGCUCCAGAAGCAUCCUCUGAAGCAUCCUCUGAAGCUCCUUCUACCGAGGAAGCCGCUCCAGCUGCCUCCGAAGGUUUUGUUCUUCAUCCGCAACACUUGUUUCAUGUGCCUUUCAGGAGAGUCUGCACCAGCGGAGCCAGCUGCUGUUGAAGAGCCAGUUCAUGUCGUAGAAGUCAGCUCAGCUGAGGCGGCUCCUGCUCAGGAAGCAUCUCCAGAAGCUUCUUCAGAGUCUCAAGUCUCUAAGGAAGAUGUACCAGCUCAAGAAUCCGCUCCAGAAGCCUCCUCCGAAGCUCCUUCCACUGAAGAAGUUGUACCAACCCAAGAAUCUGCUCCAGAGUCUUCUUCUGAAGCACCAGCAGCCGAGGAAGCAGCUCCAACUCAGGAUUCCGCUCCAGAAGCACCUGUCGCCGCAGACUCUCACCCAGAAACUGCUCCUGAAGGCGCCGCUGUCACCGAAGCUGUUCCAGCCGAAGCCGAAGUUCCCUCAUUGCCAGCCGAUGAAACUGCCGCCGCUGACGGAGUUGUUCCAGCUGUGGAGACGAACGAAGUUCCGGGAGGUGAAGAACCACUUGCCUCCGACGAAGAGAUCGAUCCCGAAGACCCGGAGAAGAAGCGACGCCGCAAGAAGGUUAAGAAUGGUCAGUAAAUUUUUUUUUACCAAAAAUCAGAAAGUGUGACAUUAAGGGACAUCGUUUUUUUUUUCUUUUCUUCAAAAUGCAAAUUCAAAAUAAUUUUUUUAUUUUAAUCAUUCAAUUGAGUACCUUCAGUUGCUGAAGCCGAGCCGAAAACCAUCGUGCCUGAUGACGCCGACGUUGUCGCCGCACCAGAAGCCGCUGCCGCCAGCUAA
Molecule: messenger RNA, 2721 nt
Organism: Caenorhabditis auriculariae
Lineage: Eukaryota; Metazoa; Nematoda; Chromadorea; Rhabditida; Rhabditidae
Source: the annotation of a GenBank genome assembly